UUUGUGUGUGUGAAAGUUAUUGUCUGGAGGACUGAAGACCAUAUUAUAAGGAAAUUGGAGGACUGAUAACCAUAAAUCCUGGAGGACUGGCGGCGCAGAGAGGUAAAAGCAAAGACGCCACUACCGCGUUGUACACGCAUGCGUGUUACUGCUCCUGGAGGACCGGAGACCAUAGACACUGGCGGAGCAGACAGGUUAGGGGGAGGAAGCGCAUGCGCAGUAGCGAUUGGCAGGCCGGCUGCGCAGGCUACGGAGCGCGAUGGGAAGGGCAGAUGAGAAGCCAAACUGGUCCGCGGAAGCGGGACACCGCCCACGCUCCCUGGCAACGCCCCCGUUGCUAAGGAAGUGAGUUCACACAAUAUGGCGGCUCCGUGGCAACGCCACAGGCAGCGCGCCCCGCCCCCGUUGCUAAGGAAGUGAGGUCACGCAGUAUGGCCGCUCGGGGCCGGAGUUGCUGAGGGGUCGGCGUUGUGUGGAAUCCGCGUCCAUCCUUCUCAGGAGUUACGAGGGCGGUGUUGCCCGCCUCGCCAGCACCGAGCGGCGGGACUGAGGCCGCGAUGGCACCGGGAACGGCGGGGCUGUGAGACAGAAGAGCGCGGGCCUGCAGGGUGGGCAGAGCGUCAGAACCGGGUCGCGGCCGAAACGAACCGCCGCCAUGGAGCUGAGGGUUGGGAACAGGUACCGGCUGGGCCGGAAGAUCGGGAGCGGCUCCUUCGGUGACAUUUACCUGGGAACUGAUAUUGCUGCUGGAGAGGAGGUUGCAAUUAAGCUGGAAUGUGUGAAAACCAAACAUCCUCAACUCCACAUCGAGAGUAAAAUCUACAAAAUGAUGCAGGGUGGAGUGGGUAUCCCCACUAUUAAGUGGUGUGGUGCUGAAGGGGAUUACAAUGUCAUGGUGAUGGAGCUGCUGGGACCGAGUCUUGAAGACCUCUUCAACUUUUGUUCAAGGAAAUUUAGUCUCAAGACAGUCUUGUUACUUGCUGACCAAAUGAUCAGUCGAAUUGAAUAUAUUCACUCUAAGAAUUUCAUCCACCGAGAUGUGAAGCCAGAUAACUUCCUAAUGGGCCUGGGGAAGAAAGGCAAUCUUGUCUACAUCAUAGACUUUGGAUUAGCAAAGAAGUAUCGGGAUGCCCGAACUCACCAACAUAUCCCAUAUCGUGAGAAUAAAAACCUAACAGGAACUGCUCGUUAUGCAUCCAUCAACACUCAUCUUGGAAUUGAGCAAUCUCGCAGAGAUGACUUGGAGUCCUUGGGCUAUGUACUGAUGUAUUUUAACCUGGGCUCCCUCCCCUGGCAGGGACUGAAAGCAGCAACAAAGAGACAGAAAUACGAACGUAUCAGUGAAAAGAAAAUGUCUACACCCAUUGAGGUUUUGUGUAAAGGAUAUCCUUCUGAAUUUGCCACAUACCUGAACUUCUGCCGUUCUCUUCGUUUUGAUGACAAACCUGACUACUCUUACCUAAGGCAGUUAUUCAGAAACCUCUUCCACCGACAAGGCUUCUCCUAUGACUAUGUGUUUGACUGGAACAUGCUGAAAUUUGGUGCAAGCAGAGGGGCUGAAGAUGCUGAACGUGAAAGGAGAGAACGAGAGGAGAGGCUGAGGCAUACACGGAACCCAGCUGUGCGUGGAUUGCCCUCCACUGCUUCUGGCAGGCUGAGGGGAACACAAGAUGUAGCUCCUCCUACUCCUCUUACCCCAACUUCACAUGCUGCCAACACAUCUCCUCGACCAGUGUCUGGUAUGGAACGAGAAAGAAAAGUGAGUAUGAGGUUGCACCGUGGUGCCCCUGUCAAUGUCUCAUCGUCUGACUUAACGGGCCGACAAGACACCUCUCGCAUGUCCACUUCACAGAAUAGCAUUCCUUUCGAACACCAUGGCAAGUAGCUGCUCGUCUCCUUUCGUUGGAAGGCAGCACAGGAUUCCUGCUCGGGUAACUACCGGUGUUCUCCAGUCCACUGUGCACCGAUGAACAUUUAUUUUGCCAUGGAGGGCAGAUAAUGCAUGGCUGAUCUCCUAUGUUAUCAAUGGCUUUACUAGCAAAAAAUACCCUGAACUAGAGUGGAAACAAUACGACUGGAGUUCUCCAUGUGACUUAAAAGGCACUUGGAGGAACAUGGACAGACUCCAGCAGCUGCCAUUACAGGACACUUGCCAGAAACCCAGUGACCUUAAGAGAACCCUGUGGUAACAGGGCUGGAGAAGAAAGAUGGUUUACAGAGUUGACCGUCUGUUACUGGAUGGCCAUUUCAGUUUUCCCUCCACAGGCGGCAGACUUUACCCCCUUUUUAUUAUUCCACUGUAACUAUAAAUCUUUUACUUGGUUUAAGAAAGUUUUUGUAUCAUUUUGCUAAAAUUAUUGGCUUAAUUCUCUGUAAAGAACUCUUGCUUUUCUCUGAUUUAAACAUGUAGAAUACAAGCAAUCCUAAACUAAAGACAAUGACUUGAAAUUUGUUUAAAAUCAGUUUGGCAGGGAGCAUGUAAAUGAAUCAAAGUCAUCUGAUUGUAUUUAAAACGUUCACUUCUUUGUAUUGUCUCAUUCUGACUGAGAAGGUUUUCUCACAAUUUUUAAAGCUGUUAAGAGUUUUACUUUACUGUUCAAUGUCUUCAUUCACACUUACCAUUUACCUCCCCAUGUAACACAAAGGAAUUCUUAAUAUUCUUUUGCAUAAAAGAGAACGGAAGACUCCGCAGGAGGGCCUCAGUGUAGGAGAAAUGGUGAAAAUCAAUUUCUUUUGUUAAGAAUAUGAAGAACAAAGUGAAAGACACUGGAGUUUAAAUGGAUGGUUUCAAAUCCUGUUUUUAUUGGUACCAUUUUGUUUCCUGCACUCUGGGGUGGGUUAGGUUGGAGGGUAUUGCAAGUGGACAAUGCAUGUUGCCACUUCGGUGAAUGAAUGUCACAUUUAGCAUCUGUGUGUUCCAACAGAAACCAGCCACACUUCUGAUUCACAUCUUCUGUUUCAUGCCAAGGCUCAAAAAAGGAAUUAAAGCGUUCUUGCUGUGAAAUCCUGAGGAUUUUUAGGACUCAGGUGUGUACCAUAUUUAAUUCCAAACUGUAUUCAACCUGAGUAUUUCUAGAAUCAUUAGCUAGGAAUGGAUGGCUCGCUUUGGUUGUCCAAAAAACUGUUGCAGGUGUUGUUAGCAAAAAUGUCCUUAUUAAAUAUGGGAAAUGCUUUAUAUUAUUGCCACUGUAAACAGUCUCAUAAUGCAAAAAUAAGUGUUUUGUCCAAGUAGUGCUUGAAACAGUACCAGAAGUACUCUUCAUACCAUUAUUACUCAUGAGAGGUUCCGUGCUGGGAAUGAAAAUACACAUACAAGGGUUGUUUAAGGUUACUUAUUGCAAGAAAUUCUUCCCUGCUUAAAACCCAAACUGUUAAAGGCUUACUGGCCUUCCAAGUUUUAGGAAGAAUGAUUUUUAUUGUUUAAAAUUGUGCAAAUUCACCGUUCCCUCCCCCAAAAAAGAUCAACUGAUGAAAUACAAUUCAUUUUCCUUUGGAUGUUUUCAGGUGAUUUCAGGACAUUGAGUAUCUGCUUGUGUGUACUCUGGGUCUGACAGGGCAGCGUGUUUUGGCUGGCGUAGUGGGAAGGCUAAAGAGCUGGAUCCAUAUAUAAGUUUGCAUAAGAGAAUUAUUUCCUCAGUCACUAUAACCUUUGGUAUUUUAGGCAUGUGCACUACCAUUUGAACAGUUUUACACUUCACCGUGCUUUCCUUGUAAAUAUUUGUGGUUAAUAAUGUACUGCUAGAGGGACUUGCAAAGGCAGCAGCCUCUUUAUUCUCUCUGUAUCUGGAACAUUAGAUUGCUGUGCUAUACUUAAAAGUUGAUUGCAGACUUCUAGAAUUGUUCUCAGUUGUGGGCAGUUUUUCUCCUUUGUAAUAGUUAAAUUCCAUCCUGCGGGGCAUCGUUAGACUGUCUGUAUAAACCUGUGUAUUGGAAACCAGUAUCAGAGCACUUCAUUUGUACUACCACUGUAUUUGUGUACUUUAACAAUUGUGUAAAUACAUUCAUAGUGACUUCUAUUCUUCUUUGGUGUAACUUACUUAAAAUGACUCUUUACUGUUUACUUGAUGUAACUUUUUUAACCUUUUUUUUUUUAAUGAUUUCUGUACAUAGAAUGCUGUCCAUUGCAAAGGUUUGAUGAAAUGGUGAUAGCUAGAAUGUCAGCUGAAGGACUGAGGGGCAGAAUGAAGAAUGUAAGGUAUGCAGGGGGGAAAAAGGACAUCCAUUGCUUUGCUGGCAGAGAGCACCUCUUUUGUCUCUAUAUGUUUCUGUUUGAGUACUGCUUCUUUUCUAGAAGUCAUCUUCACAAAAGCUUUAUCUAACAAGUGAUACCUUGUAGUGAGAGGAGGUACAGGAAAGAGAACUGCUAUUGAGACUCGAUUGGUUACAGGAGGUAGGAGCAAAGCAACAAGAAAUACCAAACUCUGCCCACAAUGCCUUGUGUAGUCCCAGCUUUUGCUAUGUAGCCCUCAAAAGGAAAUCUGAGGGCAAAUACCUUCAGGAGUACUCUGUUUCUGAUGAGUAGGCCUUGAAAAGCUGGAAGUAUAAUUAGUUUAAUCUCAUUUAAAACUAUGUACUUUCAUGUGGAAAACAUCACCCGUGCUGCAGUUGUACGUAAUCUUGAUGGCUACCAAGUUGCUGACCUCUCUGUGGUACACAUACUUUGAAAAUAACUGAAAAGAAAUGUUUCCCUGUAGCAGAGGUACUGAAGUGAAGGCCUUCAGGCAGUCUGUGUGUUCCAUGUUAGCUUCACCAACGUACUUGAAAGCUCCCUUGGAGGAAGCUGUGUAGCACAUGGCAGCACCUUGUCCUUCCUUCUGCAGCGGAGCAGGGCUGCCCCGAGCACAGCUCCUCUCUGUCUGCCUUUCUCCAUGUUACAAACCUGAGUGGCAGCUGCUCUGUAAAAAACUGCCUGGGGCAACGCUCACAGGAAUGGAGUUUCCCAACGAGAACCUUUUAAAGUGGAAUUUUGAAUGUGUGAGUAGAUCAUCGGCUGGAGUGUAACGUGUUCUUUUCAAUCAUAUUUUUUCUUUGUAAAAGAACGAAAUAAAAAAAAAAUAUUUAUUUUA
Phasianus colchicus (ring-necked pheasant) is the source of this 5066-nucleotide messenger RNA. RefSeq names its product casein kinase 1 delta (gene CSNK1D). The record is from RefSeq and is a predicted model, not a curated record. Gene Ontology annotation, biological process: protein phosphorylation. NCBI's taxonomy places the organism in Eukaryota, Metazoa, Chordata, Aves, Galliformes, Phasianidae. Gene Ontology annotation, molecular function: ATP binding; protein kinase activity.